GUUAAUCUUCAUUCCAUCUAUCUUCCCCCCGGCUCAUCAAAGUGAGGCUACUGGCUGUCAUGCGCUGGGAUGCACAACCACCAGCGACAAUGACCUCAUAGCUCGGCUCCCACCACAAUAUCGCGAGCCAUACCACGAAACCCUGCUAAAUAUCUAUACUCCCUGUCAAAUGGUCAUCAGGCCAUUGUCGACGGGUCUUUAAGCAAGUUGCACAUUGGUGCGGUUUCUGUUGUUGAGUGACGAACCCCCCAAGCAAGCCCAAGUGAAAUGCUGUCCUGGGAUUGUCUCAUCGGCUCAAGGUCCAGUCUUCAGUCCUCGGGCGCGUGGUGUCUUGCCUGGUCGAGUCGCUCCGCGCUGUCUGACAACAGUGCGUGUCCGUGUCACUGCAGGCGCAUGCAGCCUCCCACGGGAAGACGAUCGAGCAACUGGAGUACCGGUGACAGACUAUCCCGUGUGGCAGGUUGCAACGCUGUAGCCGACCGCUUUUGUGUCGGCGCCUCCUGGAGUCCCGAUCAGGGACAGAUUAGCGGCGCCCCGGACCCAGUCGCUCGAGAUACGUGGGCCCAAGUUUCUUUCAACGUCGGAUCACAGAGCCUCAAUGGAGCAACUGUUCCUAUUUAUGCCAUGUCGUCAUUCCAGUCCUCGCCGUGUAAGUCACGGGCAGCCGAUGGUGUCAAGCAACGUCUGGACGUUCGGAAGAUCUCUUCUCGACUACGGUUAAUACGCUAGACUAUUAGCAUCUAGCAACGAUGGUCCCCUCGACGUUUCCUCGCCUCGGACUGGGCUGCACCGAUAGAGUUCGCAUCGACAGAUGGCGUCCGAGCCCCUCACCCCCCCCAUUCCGGUGCACCCGUCAACUAUCAUCCGUGCGUCGUACGUCUCCCCUC
Molecule: messenger RNA, 887 nt
Organism: Emericellopsis atlantica
Lineage: Eukaryota; Fungi; Ascomycota; Sordariomycetes; Hypocreales; Bionectriaceae
Exons: 1
Coding region: 268-729 (153 amino acids)
Source: RefSeq, a predicted model, not a curated record